Molecule: messenger RNA, 9002 nt
Organism: Larimichthys crocea (large yellow croaker)
Lineage: Eukaryota; Metazoa; Chordata; Actinopteri; Sciaenidae
Gene: scn4aa
Product: sodium channel, voltage-gated, type IV, alpha, a
Exons: 27
Coding region: 1896-7589 (1897 amino acids)
Biological process (GO): membrane depolarization during action potential; sodium ion transmembrane transport; neuronal action potential
Cellular component (GO): voltage-gated sodium channel complex; plasma membrane
Molecular function (GO): calcium ion binding; voltage-gated sodium channel activity
Source: RefSeq, a predicted model, not a curated record
GUAUUAAAGUAUAAAUAUAGCAGGCAAAAGUAGUAACAAAUAAAAUAAGAGCUGAAAUAAUAAAUUAAAUAACUGCCAGGGCUCACCAUGAUGAUACCAACCCAGUCUGGAAGUCAUACGAGCAGGCUGUGGAACAUUAUUCUUACGUACCCGUCUAAUAUCUUUGACGGUGACAAAGCCCUCGCUCAGAUUUCUUCAAUCUUUAAUGUCAUUUUACACACAGCCUGACCUGAAACUGGGACAGUUUGCUCACAUAGGGAGAGAAGGAAGGCUCGAUUUCCAAGAAACAGAUGACACCCAGUUAACUUGUAUUUGUAAAUACAGAUAUCAUUUUCCUUGUAUAAUCAUACUACACACCUUUCAGCCAAAUAUAGCCUUCACGUCGUCAGGAGGACUCGUCCAAUCAGUGCGCCGAUGCAGUCCUGUCCCCCUCACUGCUCAUACAGAGGUUAUCUUAUCAAAUGUAAUCAAAAAUAUGCGUCUGAUCUUUGACAGCUGUGCCCCGACAUCAUUGAGUGGAUUAUUAAUGUUGUUGUCGAUGCCAAAGCACCACAAAUAUUAAUCCUUUAGCAGUUUUUGGGGCCUUUUUGUGGGUCAGUGUAUAAAGGGGUGUAUAAAGUACUGAGAUUGUAAUGUUAUAUAUAUUUAUCCACACAUAUGCACAGAAUUUGUGCACCUUCUUCAACCACGAGAGAUCAAUCGUUACAAACACACAACAAAAACUCAGCAUAGAUUUGAAUAAAGCGACUGUAGGGACAAUAAGAAAUAUAUGCUGCCCUCAGGUGGUUGUAUCAGAAACAGCAACUUUCUGUGGAGAUAUAAAAGUAACAAUUCUUUUAUUAGUGCCUAGUGUUGGACUUUUAGGACAUGUUUCUUUCUUUUCUUUGUUUUUUUUGUGCAUUACAGACCUGAUUUAUACUCAAACAAACUCUUCCUAGAGGAUUGUUUAUCAGGAAAACACAAGAAACUUCAAAAUUUUUCAUGUCUUGACAGAGAGAAAGGUUGUCAUCCUUCCAUAUGUUUCCCCCCUCUUUGUCCUUACAGUUAUUUCAUAAAAAACUAAGAAAUAAAAAAGCUACAUUCAUCACCUGAUAACCACGGAAACUACUUCGAUCCUCAGUCGUCAACAGUGUUUCAGCUGAAGAACAAAGCAGCUUCAUCAGCGAAUGUUUCAUUUCUGUGGUCAGAUCUGUUUGCUGUGUUUGUAUCAGCUGCUUAUACAUUUUGGCAGAUGUUUCAAUGGCCUAUAAACAGAAACAGAAGAACUGAAACCUGAUCAGAUAAGUACUUGAAUUUCUGCAAAAUCAACCUGUGCAUGAGUGAGGAAAGUUUUACAGAAGAGCAAUUCAUGAAUGAAUAAACACAACAAUCAUCGAUACAACAAUAACAUAAUUAAUACAUUUCUAGAGCAGGUCUUGCAGGCGGAUCAGUCGAAUAAAAACACUUUAAGAUGAGAGGAAUCUGUGCUCAGAGAUCCGUGGUGGCUGCAGCAGGACGUUUCCUCUGAGCCGCAGCAGCACUUGGAGCUCAAACACCGGCUUUACUUUGUGACCAAGUUGUAAAUGUGCUCGUCUCCCCGUGGAAAUGCACGCAGGAGCGACCAGCUGUGUGGGAACGGUAAGCAGUUCCGUUGCUGAAGUGUCAAAGGUCUGAUCUGAUCCUACCUGGAGCAACUGCUCCGGUUUCACUGCAGGACACCACUGCGUCAGCAACAGCUGUCCUGCAGCCCCGUGCUGGCUGCCACAAGGGGAGAAUUACGUCCUCAGUGUAAGGCUUGACGGAAGACUUGAUUUUUUUUUUUUCAAGUUUCUUGGAUUCUGUGGAAUUAUUUGCUUUACCGUGCAAGCACCUUCUAGGGAAACCCCGGUGUGGCGGUAUCCCUUCGCAAUGCGAAGAUGGCGACCCUGCUCCCUCCCCCAGGCACCAACGCGUUCCGCCGCUUCACCAAGGAAUCGCUGGUGGAGAUCGAGAGGCUCGCGGAGGAAAGAAAAAAGGCCGCAGAAGUAGAGGGACGUGAGGAGGAAGAGUCACUGGCCCCGAACGCUGAUCUGGAGGCGGGCAAGAGUCUGCCCUUGAUCUAUGGAGACCCUCCACCAGAGUUGCUCAACACACCUCUGGAGGACCUGGACCCCUUCUACAAACCACAGAAAACAUUCAUUGUGAUCACCAAAGGAAACACAAUCUUCAGGUUCAACGCUGAACCGGCUUGCUACAUUCUGAGCCCCUUUAGUUUGGUUAGGAGAGGAGCCAUCAAAAUUCUCAUACAUUCAUUAUUUAGCAUGUUCAUCAUGAUUACAAUUUUGUCGAAUUGUGUAUUCAUGACGAUGAGCAACCCACCAGCAUGGAGUAAAACUGUUGAGUAUGUUUUUACUGGUAUCUAUACCUUCGAGGCAACAGUCAAAGUGUUGUCGAGAGGUUUCUGUGUUGGAUCUUUUACAUUCCUUCGAGAUCCAUGGAAUUGGCUGGAUUUCAUGGUGAUCAGCAUGGCAUACAUCACUGAGUUUGUUGACCUUGGCAAUGUGUCAGCCCUCAGGACCUUUCGUGUACUUCGAGCCCUUAAAACAAUUACUGUGAUUCCUGGUUUGAAAACCAUCGUGGCCGCUCUGAUCCAGUCGGUGAAGAAAAUGGUGGACGUCAUGAUUCUGACCGUUUUCGCUCUCGCUGUUUUCGCCCUCAUUGGCCUCCAACUUUUUAUGGGAAAUCUGCGUCAGAAAUGUGUGCGAUGGCCCAUCGAAACAAACGGAACUGCGUUUGAAUUCUUCAACGCCACCAACGCGUUUAAUGACACCGCGUCCUUCAACAACACCAUGGGGGUCAAUGAUACGAUAUAUUCCAACAAUAACUUCAAUUUCAUUGAAUAUAUUGAAAACACAGAGAAUCACUAUUAUUUGGAAGGAAGCCCAGAUGCCCUACUUUGUGGAAACAGCUCUGAUGCUGGAAAGUGCCCAGAAGGAUACACAUGCAUGAAGGCUGGGAGGAACCCCAACUUUGGCUACACCAGUUUUGACUCUUUUGGCUGGUCCUUCUUGGCCCUCUUCAGACUCAUGACCCAGGACUACUGGGAGAACCUUUUCCAGCUGAUCCUGCGGGCAGCUGGAAAGACAUACAUGCUGUUCUUUGUGGUGGUUAUCUUUCUGGGCUCCUUCUACCUCAUCAACCUCAUUCUGGCUGUGGUAGCCAUGGCUUACGAUGAACAGAAUGAGGCAACUCGGCGAGAGGCCAUAGAGAAAGAGGAGGAGUUCCAGCGGCUACUAGAGCAACUCAAGAAUCAGGAACAGGCUCACCUUCUUGGGAGCCGAGCCACUCUAACCAGUAAGAAGUCGCUUAGUCAUCACACCACGUCCGAGUUGGCAGAUGAUGAACAGAGCCUUGAACAUGACGAAAUUGUCAAGGAUUGCAAUGGAAGAGUCAUCCCCCGCCUGAUAAUCAGAGCGCCCACCAUAAUCAAGCCUCUUGCAGAUAAUGAACUCAGAGAGAGGUCAAUCGGCUCUGUGCACAGCAUGCUUCAUCUGGACGAACCAGGCCUGGCACAGAGAAGAGCAAGUGCUCUAAGUGUGCUCACUACAGCUAUGGAAGAGUUGGAGGAGGCUCAGAGGCCGUGCCCGCCCGGCUGGUACAAGUUUGCCGACAUGUUUCUGAAGUGGGACUGCUGCAAGCCGUGGGUGACCUUUAAAAAUUGGGUGCACUUUGUGGUGAUGGACCCUUUUGUUGACUUGGCCAUCACCAUCUGCAUCGUGCUCAACACCCUCUUCAUGGCGAUGGAGCACUACCCCAUGACCCCAGAGUUUGACUACAUGCUCUCUGUGGGGAAUCUGGUUUUCACUGGAAUCUUCACAGCUGAAAUGUUCUUCAAGCUCAUCGCCAUGGAUCCCUACUACUACUUUCAAGUCGGCUGGAAUAUUUUCGACAGCAUCAUUGUCACUCUCAGUCUGGUUGAGUUGGGGUUGGCAAAUGUCCAGGGACUGUCUGUUCUUAGGUCCUUCCGUCUGCUUCGUGUCUUCAAACUAGCCAAGUCCUGGCCCACACUCAACAUGCUGAUCAAGAUCAUCGGCAACUCAGUGGGAGCUUUAGGAAACCUGACUUUGGUGCUGGCCAUCAUCGUCUUUAUCUUCGCCGUGGUGGGGAUGCAGCUCUUCGGCAAGAGCUAUAAGGACUGCGUGUGCAAGAUCUCCGUAGACUGCGAGCUGCCUCGCUGGCACAUGAACGACUUCUUCCACUCGUUCCUCAUCGUGUUCCGCAUCCUGUGUGGGGAGUGGAUCGAGACCAUGUGGGACUGUAUGGAGGUGGCCGGACCUGGGAUGUGUUUAGUUGUCUUCAUGAUGGUCAUGGUCAUUGGAAAUCUAGUGGUGUUGAACCUCUUCCUGGCCCUGCUGCUCAGCUCGUUCAGUGGAGACAACCUCUCAGCAGGGGACGAUGACGGCGAGAUGAACAACCUCCAGAUUGCCAUCGGCAGGAUCACUCGGGGAAUCGACUGGCUCAAAGCAUUCGUCGUUCGGAUGGUCCUGCGGCUUCUUGGCAGAAAGCCCAAAGAGCCUGAUGAGGACCUGACGGACGACGGGGACGCUAAAAUGGAGUGUAUCGAAAUGAACCACUUGGACACCAGUGGGGAUUUAAAAAUGGCCGAUGGGAUAGCUAAUUGUUUGGUUGAAGGCCGGCCCUCUGGAUUUAUUGUAGACGGAGAGCUCAGCGGUCUCAAUGUGCCGAUCGCCCUGGGAGAGUCCGACUUUGAAAACCUAGGCGAGGAUGAUGAGGACGACGAAGACACCAAUGACUCUGAGUUUACAGAAGAAAAAAACAACCAACUUUACCUGGAAAACGCAGCAGAUGAAAUUAGCAUGCUGGAAACCGUCAAACUGAUGGGUGCUUUGACUGAUGGGGAUUCUUCAGUGUGUAGCACAGUGGACUAUCAACCACCUGAGCCUGAACCAGAGGAAGUAGAAGAAGAAGAAGAAGACCCCGCGGAGCCAGAGGCCUGCUUCACUGACAACUGCGUGAAGCGCUGGCCGUGUCUGACCGUGGAUAUCACCGAAGGUAAAGGCAAAAAAUGGUGGAACCUCCGUAAGACUUGCUUCACCAUCGUGGAGCAUGACUGGUUUGAAACCUUCAUCAUUUUUAUGAUCCUCCUCAGCAGUGGAGCUCUGGCCUUUGAAGACAUACACAUAGAAAGACGCCGAACCAUCAAAAUUAUUCUGGAGUUUGCCGACAAAGUUUUCACCUACAUCUUUAUCAUCGAGAUGCUCCUUAAAUGGACCGCGUAUGGCUUCAAGACCUACUUCACCAACGCUUGGUGUUGGUUAGACUUUUUCAUCGUAGAUAUUUCCCUGAUUAGUUUAUUCGCCAACUGGAUGGGCUACUCCGAACUUGGACCAAUCAAAUCCCUCAGGACUCUCAGGGCGUUGAGGCCUCUUCGAGCCCUGUCGAGAUUUGAAGGGAUGAGGGUGGUAGUGAACGCUCUUGUUGGAGCAAUUCCCUCCAUCUUCAACGUGCUGCUGGUGUGUCUGAUCUUUUGGCUCAUCUUCAGCAUCAUGGGGGUUAACCUGUUUGCCGGGAAGUUCUACCGCUGCAUCAACACCACCACGGAGGAGCUUUUCCCCAUGUCUGAGGUCAAUAACAGGAGCGACUGCAUGGCCGUCAAGGAAGCCACACAGGACGCCCGCUGGGUCAACGUCAAAGUCAACUACGACAACGUAGGGAAGGGCUACCUGUCUCUGCUUCAAGUGGCGACUUUUAAAGGCUGGAUGGACAUCAUGUACGCUGCUGUUGACUCAAGAGAGGUAGAGGAACAACCUUCUUACGAGAUCAACCUCUACAUGUACAUGUACUUCGUCAUCUUUAUCAUCUUUGGCUCUUUCUUCACACUCAACCUCUUCAUUGGUGUCAUUAUUGACAAUUUCAACCAACAGAAGAAAAAGUUUGGAGAUAAAGACAUCUUCAUGACUGAGGAACAAAAAAAGUACUACGACGCCAUGAAGAAACUUGGUUCCAAGAAGCCACAGAAGCCAAUUCCACGUCCAACUAACCUAAUCCAGGGAAUGGUGUUUGACUUCAUCAGUCAGCAGUUUUUUGACAUCUUCAUCAUGGUGCUCAUCUGCCUUAAUAUGGUGUCCAUGAUGGUGGAGACAGACAACCAAAGUCCAGAGAAGGAAGAAUUCCUCUUCAAAUUAAACGUGGCUUUCAUCAUUGUCUUCACUGGGGAGUGCGUGUUGAAGCUUUUUGCCUUGCGACAAUACUACUUCACCAACGGAUGGAAUAUUUUUGAUUUCGUUGUGGUCAUCUUGUCCAUAGCUGGUACGAUGCUCUCAGAUAUAAUCGAGAAGUACUUUGUGUCACCAACUCUGUUCAGAGUGAUCAGACUGGCAAGAAUAGGCAGGAUUCUGCGUCUUAUCAAAGGAGCGAAGGGCAUUCGGACGCUUCUCUUCGCUCUGAUGAUGUCCCUUCCUGCCCUUUUCAACAUUGGUCUCCUGCUCUUUCUCAUUAUGUUCAUCUUCUCCAUAUUUGGGAUGUCAAAUUUUGCCUAUGUCAAAAAGGGGGCCGGAAUUGAUGAUAUAUUUAAUUUUGAGACAUUCGGUGGAAGCAUUAUCUGCCUGUUUGAGAUUACAACGUCGGCUGGUUGGGAUGGACUUUUACUUCCAAUGCUGAACAAGGACUUUCCAGAUUGUGAUCCAGACAUUGAGAACCCAGGCACAGAUGUAAAGGGCAACUGUGGCAACCCGGGCAUGAGCAUGAUCUUCUUCUGUGGCUACAUCAUCGUCUCGUUCUUAGUGGUGGUCAACAUGUAUAUCGCCAUUAUCUUGGAGAACUUCAAUGUGGCUCAGGAGGAGAGUGGCGACGCACUCUGUGAGGAAGACUUUGAGAUGUUCAAUGAGACUUGGGAGAAGUUUGACUUGGAUGGAACGAUGUUCAUUGAGUAUAGCCAGCUCUCAGAUUUUUGUGAUACCUUGCAGGAGCCAUUGAGGGUUGCUAAGCCCAACCGUCUUCGCUUGAUUGAAAUGGAUCUGCCCCUGGUCAUCGGGGACAGGAUCCACUGCCUGGAUGUCUUGUUGGCGGUCACACAGAUGGUGCUGGGAGACACGGUGGAGAUGGCGGCAAUGCGGGAGAGCAUCGAGGCUAAGUUCAUCCUGAACAACCCCACCUCAGACUCCUUUGCGCCGAUUACUACAACGGUGCGCCACAAAGAAGAGCAGAUGGCUGCUGUGGUCAUUCAAAAGGCUUACCGCAACCACCUACUGAAGCGCUGCAUACGCCACGCCGCUUUUCUUCACCACUGUAAGAGGAUGGGUAGAAAGGACGAAGGUGAAGAUCCACCAGAGAAAGAGGGGAUGCUUGCGCAAAGGAUGGGAGUGCUGUAUGGCAGCAAUGUGGACCUUGCAGAGGAGAUGGAGCAGGCUGCAUUAGAAACUCUAGCAAGCCAACAGCCUCCUAGUCCUGAGACAUUGUCACAUCACACAGGGGCCGAGUGUGAUCCAGAACCGCUUGAGCCAAAUAUCAUGGUUGUACCUGUAGAAAUUACUAAUGAGGUUUUAUUACAUUCUGCCCCCAGCCAAUACCUCUUGACCCUACCGGCAAACUUGAGAGAGUCAAUCGUAUAACAAACAGCCGAAGACGUUUAAUGAUGUUUUUCACCAGUCGAGGAGGUAGUGUUAGCAGCUGAUGCAAAGUCUCACCAAUGGAGCUGAAUUUUCCACACUAGAAGAAGAGGUUACACAGUGCUAAGGAAUGUUCAAAACUACAUUUUUAAAUUUCUUAACGAACAAUUCCUGUUUUUUUUUGUUUUUGUUUUUUAAAAAAAAUGCAAUAUCAUGCAAGUGUCUUUUUGGGUGGAAGGUACAACUGGCGUGCAUGGUUUUCUCUGAUAACCAUAAAGAGCAAAUAUAACCACCGUGCUACAUGAGAAGCAGAGAUAAACGACUUAAAAUAAACACGUUAAAUAAGAAUUAAUUUGGCUUAAUAUGAUAAUAAGACCAGUUACCUAUUGUAGCAUUGGUGAGGGUAAGAUUUCUCAACUUUUAAACAUUAGACCAGAAUCUGUGAUGUGAAAAAUGAAUCUAGAAAUUGUAAUAAUACUAUACUACUCACAAAUUAAGAGGUCUGAUGGAUUUUAAUGCACGCCUUUAUUGAGGCGAGCACUCAUUUAGCUUUUUGUCACGCGUGCCAGAAAAAACAAACCAUGUGCUCCAGUUUCUAACCAAAGAGUAACUGCAGCAAUGAAUGCAGCACUAUUAAGCAUUACUUCAUCACACAGAGCCACGAUGGCUACGAAUGGUAAAAUUGUGAUUCAGUUAUAUCCAAUAAUCCUUUUCCUGCUUACUUUAAGUCACUUUUUAUGUUAAUUAGACACUAACUGAUUUUCUAUGGUGGAGUUUUGUACGUGUAAAAAUGAAACUAAGGCUCAUCUUGAUCACCUUUUUAUUCAAGUCAACCAGUGGAACCCUGAUCUCUGUUAUUCUUUAUUAGUUAACAAUAACUUGGGCCAGCUAAUGCAGUUAACAUCUGUCCCUGAGUGGCUCAUUAAUGGCCCAGUUUAUAUUGCACUAUUUAUAUCCCUUCCAGGUCAAGUUAGAGCAGUUGACUAUGUAAGACUGAGAGACCUUCCUGUUUUCUAAGAUGACUUCAUCACUGAUAUAUGCAUGUCUUAUAAAUGUCUUGUCUGUUUUCUUCUGGUCCCCUCAGACAGAUCUCAAAACUCCCAGCAAGCAGUCAAACGUUAUCUGUGACUGUAAUCUUAAGACGCGAUGUUUACAUUAACACAGCUGAGCUCAUUUCGACGUGUUUUCUGUAUUUGUCUACCGAGUAAUACUAAUGAUACAAGUACAUUUGAACGUUUUUGCCUCAGGUUAUAUCAAGUGCAGAGUUUGUCUUUCGGCUGAAGUUCUGAAACGUGGCAUAGCAUAGUUAAAUAAAUGACUCUGGAGUUAAAGUCUGUGUAAAGGCAAAGCUGAGAUUUCUUUCAAAAUACAUAAAAUAUGUUGGAAAAUAGUCGCUGAAAAGACUUUGAACGAUAU